AAUGAUAACUGGAACGGACUCAGACUCGCAUGCAGAAACGUAACACCAGUAACCCUCAAACAUUAGCCAGAUUGGAAGCACGAUGAGCGUGGGUGAAGUGAUCUACACUUUGUUGGAGGUGAUCAUUGCUGUUAGCUGCUGUUUGGGCAAUAUGUUGGUUAUUUUGGCUCUGUGGACCAAUAAAAGCAUUCAACUGCCCACCUUCUGCCUUAUCGUCUCUCUGGCUGUCGCUGACUUUCUGGUUGGCUGUAUAGCCAUACCGUUGGCUGUGGUGGUGGACGGACGAGUGAAGACUUCAUUUCACUGUUGUCUCUUCUUCAGCUGUUUGGUCAUCCUGUUGACCUUGGUCUCAGUUAUGUGUCUUGCAGCUAUUGCUUUGGACCGUUACCUCCGGGUGUAUAUCCCUCUCAGGUACAAAAGGACUGUAACACGGAGACAUUCAUGGUUUGUGGUAGCAGCAUGUUGGUUUGUUGCAAUACCACUAAGCUUUGCUCCGAUGCUUGGAUGGUACGACCCCAGAAACCGGUCUAAUUCAGUCAACUCUACCAAUGUCUGCCAUUUUGUAACCGUGAUCCCCAAGUCAUACCUGGUUUACUUCAACUUUUUUCUCUGCACUUUGACACCUCUGUUGAUUAUGACUGUAUUGUAUGGCUUUGUAUUCUGUACCAUUCGAAGAAACCUUAGAAAUAAACCAGGCAACGGUGCCCAGAAACAAUCUCAGAACUACCUGAGGAAAGAGAAAGAACUGGCAGGAUCUCUGUCCCUGGUAUUGGCCCUGUUUGCCCUGUCCUGGCUCCCCCUCCAUAUAAUGAACUGCAUUACUUACUUUAGUGGCCUGAAUAAUGUACCAAAAAUAGCUCUCCAUGUGGGCAUCCUGCUUUCUCAUGCUAACUCAGCUGUAAACCCAGUUGUUUAUGCGUUCAAAAUACAAAAGAUCAGGACUGCAUACCUGAAGAUCUGGAGACAGUAUAUUGCAUGUGGAGAGGAAAAUCAAGGAUCUCAGUCAAGCCAGACGACAGACAACAAUAUCAGCAGUAACAUUAGCAGUGUGGCCAACUCUGGUUGAAGGCAGAUUUCCUUGUAUGUGUGCUCUGUGUUCUUAAGUACCAAGUUUAAUUGACUUUUGAGUAUAAUUAAACAUUGAAAAUCAUGUUGACAUUGUGUGAAAGGUAAAUAAAGUCACUUACAGCAUUUGCAGUGUACUGAAAUCUGACAGCUACAGUUUUAUAGAUAAGGAUGGUAUCAGUAAACAAAUCCAGACCUGUGCAUAGAGAGAUCUGUUGUCUGUUAUCUUAAGGAAUCUUUGUGUGUUCUUGUAUAUGUUGCUAAUUGUGCACGUGCUGGUGUGGAUUGCAAAAACUGUCUUUCAGAGGGAAAUGGCCACUUCUGCUUGAUUUGAAAGGGCAACUUCAGCUUACAAUACUUCAGUUCUUACAGCCAUUUUCACAUCACUCUGUUUCUGUUAAAGUUCCAGUUCUUCAUAUUCAUUCAAACACAGAUUACACUGUCUUUGGAAUUCAAAUGACUGUCUUCAAAUAAACAGGAAGAGUACAACUUUUACACUAGACAUAGACACUAUGCCAACUAGAUCUGUCAAUUUAAACUGAUGAACUCAGAAGUCUGAAACAUGGAAUGUGUGGGGACAUGCAUGCACGGUGAUGAGAAAAGUACAAAAAACCUGCAAUAAGUCCCUACCUUUUUUAACAUUUUAAUUAUUUUAUCAUAUUUGAGGCUCCAUCAGACAAGUGUUAAGCCAGCUGCAUGGUAUUUGUUUUAAUCUGUACUUUGUUCUGUUGUUGUUGUAUUGGAUUGGAUUACACAGAAAUCUGUUUAUAAUAUUUUGUUCUCCCAUGUAAAUGGAAGUAGACAAAAUAUCAGACAAACAUUUCAGAAACAGUGCAGUCUAAUAACAUUCUAAUGCGAAAACACGAUGAAGUACAGCCUUAGAGAUGACCGAGGGGUUAAGUCAACUAGUCUGACACAGUCUCAACAAAAAUUGAACCUUACAAAUAUCACAGAAGUAGCAUUUAUUGAAGAGGUGUACAGGUGUUCAUAUUUUCUGAUCAGUGUAUUUACAAUAUCAUCGAUAUGUGACCUAUCUACCAGUUGUACUACCGCCAUUAACAAAAAGCAUUGACAAUAUGCUGUAUAGGUUUUAUUAUUUGUCCUGGUUUGUAAUAACUGAAGCAUUUUGUAAAAUUUUAACAAGCAAUCUCAGGAAUAUGUACUUUUAGAAUUUCUUACACGUCUGCUAAACUGACAAAGAAAUGCAACCUAAAAUCUGUUAGUGUUAUUAAAAUGACAUGUAUUGGCAAACUGCAUCGCAUUUUUAGACCGUUUUUAUUCUUGUGUUCUUCUUAUGAAGUACAGUAUUAUGAUGAGAUAUUUGCAGUGCAUCCAGAAGGAAUAUAAUAAAAGAAGACAAAACUAUCAGAGCAAAAUGUGUUUUUCUUGAGUCAACAUAUUGCACCAACGUGU
Molecule: messenger RNA, 2478 nt
Organism: Xiphias gladius (swordfish)
Lineage: Eukaryota; Metazoa; Chordata; Actinopteri; Istiophoriformes; Xiphiidae
Product: adenosine receptor A1-like
Exons: 2
Coding region: 83-1066 (327 amino acids)
Biological process (GO): G protein-coupled adenosine receptor signaling pathway
Cellular component (GO): synapse; membrane; dendrite
Molecular function (GO): G protein-coupled adenosine receptor activity
Source: RefSeq, a predicted model, not a curated record